AUGGCCGCUCCGUCGAUUCAUGCAUCACUGAAGCCUAGCUUUGCCCCGUCUCCUGGCACCACGGAGCCCAAAGCUAUCCAAGAUGUCAUCUCGGCACUCUCGAUGAUCCCGCACAUAGAGGGAGGCUACUUUGCAGAAACCGAUCGGGACCGCCUCAUUAUCCCCUCGCCCUUUCCCCAGGACACGUCUUACUCCUCGGAAGCCGCCCAAUUGGUUCCCCAGCGCGAAGGGUUUGAUCCUCGCUAUCGAAAUGCUAGCACAACCAUCUACUAUCUUCUGACGCCCUCGAGUCCGCAAGGCAAUUUCCAUCGCAACCGUGCCAGGACUGUACACACGCUACACCGUGGACGUGGCGUAUAUGUUUUGAUCCACGCCGACGAGGACGGCGAUCAAGAGGGCCGUAAAAGGAUAGAGUCGUUCGUGGUAGGACCGGAUGUUAGCAAAGGAGAGCGUCUGCAAUGGAUCGUCGAGGGCGGCAAGUACAAGGCAAGCUUCUUACUGCCUGACGCCCGUUCUGACGGCGAAAGCGAGGGGCUCUUGAUCACUGAGACGGUAGUGCCAGGCUUCGAGUACUGCGAUCAUGAUUUCCUGAGGAGGGGAGGACUAGAGAAGCUAGUUGGGAAGGAGCAGGCUGAAAACUUGAGCUGGUUGGUGCGAAACGAUUGA
Messenger RNA from Neoarthrinium moseri, 666 nucleotides. RefSeq lists its product as uncharacterized. The record is from RefSeq and is a predicted model, not a curated record. Gene Ontology annotation, cellular component: intracellular anatomical structure. The coding region runs from base 1 to 666 and encodes 221 amino acids. NCBI's taxonomy places the organism in Eukaryota, Fungi, Ascomycota, Sordariomycetes, Amphisphaeriales, Apiosporaceae. The transcript has a single exon.